AUGCCUCUGGAAAAGAACUUCUGGUGCGACCCUGACGCCUUGAACACGACCACGUGGACGUACACGACCAAAGCGAACGAGACGAUCUACGACGUGGCGGCGGCGGUGAAGCGCGGGGUGUGCGACAUUGCGCGCGAGAACUGCAUGGCGGACGCCCUGAUGCCGCUGACGACGGGCGAGACGCUGCUGAUCCCCGGGGAGGCAUGCGAGGCGGACGAGACGACGUGUCUGAUCGUGGCGGACGCGGACGACAACUACAGCGACUGCGUGAUCGGCGGGCCGCACACGUACACGACCGUCAAGGGCGACACGCUGGCGUACAUUGCGCUCAAGUUCAACCUCACGGUGGCCUCGCUGCAGGCCACGGCGGAGCCGCAGGGACUAGGAUACGACCCCAACGCGACGAUCGUGCCGGGCAACGACAUCAAAGUGCCGCUGUGCAGCCCGAGCAAGUGCGAGAUCAGUCCCUGGGCAGUCACGUACGGCACGUACAAGGACUGGGCGCCCAAGCUGGGCACGACUGUUGGCCAGUUGAUGGCCCUCAACCCGACCUUUAACCAUUCCGAGGGAGGCGGUGCGGUCAUUGAAUGGGCGUAUAACUGUGUCACUUUGGCGGAGAACACGACCGUUAUUUCAUAG
Messenger RNA from Penicilliopsis zonata CBS 506.65, 639 nucleotides. RefSeq lists its product as hypothetical. The transcript has a single exon. The coding region runs from base 1 to 639 and encodes 212 amino acids. Lineage: Eukaryota; Fungi; Ascomycota; Eurotiomycetes; Eurotiales; Aspergillaceae. The record is from RefSeq and is a predicted model, not a curated record.